Messenger RNA from Salvia splendens (bonfire salvia), 1370 nucleotides. RefSeq names its product pathogenesis-related protein PR-1. Lineage: Eukaryota; Viridiplantae; Streptophyta; Magnoliopsida; Lamiales; Lamiaceae. The record is from RefSeq and is a predicted model, not a curated record. Gene Ontology annotation, cellular component: extracellular region. The transcript has a single exon. The coding region runs from base 335 to 811 and encodes 158 amino acids.
ACGCCCACUCGCGGGCCGGCGAGUGGGCGUCACGCACGACGCCGGGCUGCGCCACGUCGCCGAGGCGCGUGGCGAGCCAGCUCGUCUCCUGGCUCGGCGAGACGAGUCGCGCGACGAGACGCGCGACGAGACGGGACGAGAUGGAGGCUGCAACGCGUCUCGCCGGGGUCUCGUCUCGCUGAGACGAGACGCGAGACGCCGGCGAGUCCCGUUGUGGAUGGUCUAACACCAUAAAUUCAACUACUCUUAUAAAUGGCUUCGCCAAAUACAACGUAAUCCUAUAAAUAUACCUCUCCCAAAUAAGAUUUCGCUACAUGUACUAAAUUUAUUUAACAUGAAGACGCUUUUCUUCGUCCUCAUCCUCGUCCUGAUUCCGGCCAAUGCCGCGGCCGCGUCGUCCAAGAGCCAGUUCCUGGCCGUGCAUAACGCGGCCAGGGUGGCCCUGCGGCUGCCGCCGCUGGCGUGGGACCGGCGGAUAGCGCGUUACGCGGCGACGUACGCGUGGCGGAGGCGCGGGGACUGCGAGCUGCGGCACUCGGGGGGGCCCUACGGGGAGAACAUCUUCUGGGGGAGCGGGGGCGCGUGGACGGCGGCGGAGGCGGCGGCGGACUGGGUGGAGGAGCGGCGGCAGUACAGCUACAAAUCGAAUUCGUGCGCGGACGGGCAGCAGUGCGGGCAUUACACGCAGAUUGUGUGGCGGGAGACGACGAGGAUGGGUUGCGCCAAAGUAGUGUGCGACGGUGGAAAGGGUGUUUUCGUCAUUUGCAACUACGAUCCGCCGGGGAAUUACGUUGGAGAGAGGCCUUAUUGAUUGAUUAACUUCAUUUCGCUACACUAUAUGGUAUAUAUGAUUUUUAAUUAAUACUACUCCUAAUGCAUAUAUAUAUAUAUAUAUAUAUAGUAGUGUUAAACUCCUUUUCUCCCCUUAGAUUUAUAUAUAUACAGGGACGUAUUCAAGUUCAACAUGUAAAUAUUGUCCAAACAUUGAACCGAAUCUCAAUCCCACAAUUUUGUCGGUCAGAUUAAUGCCACGUGUCAUUUAAUACUGUAGAUUUUCAUCAUAAUAAUGUACACCGACUAAUAAUGUAGCAUUAUAGUCUAAUAAUGUAGAUUUUCAUUCCACUAAUGUACACCGACAAAUAAUGUAGAUUUUUUUAUCAAAUAAUGUAGCUCGACUAUUUUGAUCACAACCAUCAAAUUCAAGGAUCCAAGGGCUGUGAUCUGUUUGAAGCUUAACACCAAAGAGUUGUGAGGAGGACCCUAAUACCCCUAUAUAUAUAUAUAUUUUUUUUUUUUCUUUUUUGGGUUGUUUGUAACUACGUAUAUACUCCCUCUGUCCACGAAUAAGAGUCUGGUUUUUCUAUUUUAGU